Messenger RNA from Cotesia congregata, 2153 nucleotides. Lineage: Eukaryota; Metazoa; Arthropoda; Insecta; Hymenoptera; Braconidae. The record is from the annotation of a GenBank genome assembly.
AUGGAGAGCUCAGAUGCAAUCCUUAUGUGUGCCACGGAGUUGAUAAAAGAUCGAUUUUAUUUUGUAACUCUGCAAGCAGAUGUUAAACCAAAAAAUACUAUAGACACACAUUACUUCAGCGUUGAUGAUGAAUUAAUUUAUGAAAAUUUUUACUUUGAUUUCGGGCCAUUGAAUUUGGCAAUGCUGUACAGAUACUGUCUGAAAGUGGAGAAGAAAUUAAAAACCUCGGGGUUUUUCAAGAAGAAAAUUCUUCAUUACACGACAGCUAGUGAACCAGAAAAACGUGUUAAUGCAGCAUUUCUAGCUGGUAGUUAUGCAAUUCUUUAUUUAAAAAAAACAGCUAGAGAAGUGUACGAGAGCUUGGUGAGCAGCCCGAACAGCCCGCCAUAUAUCAUGUUUCGUGAUGCAUCAUUUGGUGCUCCCUGUUAUCAGAUUUCCUUGAAGGAUUGUCUAAGUGCCAUUUACGAGUGUCAUAGAUUGGGAUUUUUCAACUUUGACGACUUCAAUGUCAAAGAGUACGAGUAUUACGAGCGAGUUGAGUACGGAGACCUGAACUGGAUCGUCCCGGAAAAAUUCAUUGCGUUUUGCGGACCUCACGCUAAACUUAACAAUGAAAAUGGAUACCCGCUGCACGCACCCGAGUCUUACUUUUCUUACUUCCGUCAAAAUAAUGUUACGACAAUCGUACGGUUGAAUAAAAAAAUUUAUGAUGCAGCACAGUUUAUUAAUGCUGGGUUUGAUCAUCGUGACUUAUUUUUCCGAGACGGUUCGACGCCAACUGAUGCCAUUGUCAGGCAAUUUUUAAAAAUUGCUGAAAAUACUAAUGGUGCUAUCGCUGUUCACUGCAAAGCUGGUCUGGGUAGGACAGGUUCAUUAAUAGGCUGUUAUAUAAUGAAACAUUAUCAUUUAACAGCCCAUGAAACAAUUGCAUGGAUUAGAAUAUGCAGACCUGGUUCUGUUAUUGGUCAUCAGCAACAAUGGCUUGAAGAGAAAGAAUAUUAUCUUCAUUCUUUACUACGUGAGCCAUUACGAGUAGACAGCAAUGGAAAUCCACCUCAUUCGCGUGGAAUAUAUUCAAAUCUGGGCUGUAGCAGUGGUGGGACAUCAACCUACUUAGCAUUCUCAUCAAAAUUGAACCCAAGCGGAUCAACAUUGGAACCGCAUCAGCCGAAUGAUAAUGUCUCUGGAAUACUCCAUCGUGUAGAUGACAUUCAUCUGGACGACUCUUCGUUAUUAUCCACAAAAUCGACGUCUACUGCUACAUCGACAACAACAACAACAACGUCGACAAUUACCAGUGCCGGUAAUAAUGCUAAAUUACAACAACAAAAGCAGCAACGCCCACAACGGUUUGCCUUAAAUAUAAAAACUCAAGGAGACAAACUCAAUGAAAUAAAAAUGCGUAGACAGACAUCGUCUUAUACUAAUAAUUUCAGUAUUGGUAGGAAAGGCAUCGGACAGCCUACUGUUAUGCUUCCUAAUUUGGGCUUACUGCUGAAGUCAUCAACGUCUUCGUCAUCGUCUUCAGUGACGUCGCGAGCUAAUCAGAAAGGAACGAGCAAUAAUACGAUCGCUACCAUUAUUGGAUCGAAGAAAGAUAUUAAUAAACAAGCUCCCGAAGAUUAAGCUGCAGCGGUAAUAGUCCAAUCAGCAGGCCAUCUCCAUGCUACAUGAGGUCUAAAACAACAACCCAGAUCCACAAUAAUCACAAUAAAAACAGCGUUCUGAUCUCUAACUGCAGCAGCGCGAUAAGAUCUGGCUGUACAAAUACAAAACCGAUAACCCGGUCAUUCGCAUCGCGCGAGCCGGCUUCAUUGUCACCGAGUACCACUAAUAUAAUCACGCAAAUUCGCCGGCCAACUUUAUUACCCACGGCAACUGCAUCUUCUACUACUUCGGCUGCUAAUAACAACAAUAACAGUAAUAAUAAUAACAAUAACAAUAACAAUAAUCAAAAUUCAACACAAUUAUCGAGCAACACUGGUAGUAUGGUUUUAAGAUCUGCUGAUCGUGUUAAUCGUUACUUUUCUAAAAAAGAUGGUGUCAAGCGACGUAGACAACGCCAACGAAGGAAAGUUAUCACCGGAGAAAUUUCAACUACUCGCAGAACUUCGCCGAGAAAAAAACAACAGCAAAAGGAACAACAACGAUGA